Molecule: messenger RNA, 2609 nt
Organism: Larimichthys crocea (large yellow croaker)
Lineage: Eukaryota; Metazoa; Chordata; Actinopteri; Sciaenidae
Gene: atp6ap1a
Product: ATPase H+ transporting accessory protein 1a
Exons: 11
Coding region: 41-1483 (480 amino acids)
Cellular component (GO): proton-transporting V-type ATPase complex
Molecular function (GO): ATPase activator activity
Source: RefSeq, a predicted model, not a curated record
UGACCUCGCCUGACGUCAGCGGCUGUCCGAGGAUCUAAAGAUGGCGCCCGCGGAGCAUCUCUCGGUGUCUCUCCUUCUUCUCGCCGCGCUGAGCGCGCUGAACCCCGCGAGCUGCGACGAGCAGGUGCCGCUGAUCCUGUGGACGAGCGGAGGGGUCUCUCUCCCGAGUCAGUCCCCUCCGACGGCGGGUCACAUCGUGGAGCAGCAGCAGCUGGCCUCUUACCUGGAGAAAGCUCUGAAUGUGGGGCCAAGAAAUGUAGUGCUGUUCCUUCAGGACAAGAUGAGCAUAGAAGACUUCACCAUGUAUGGAGGAGCUUUUGGAAACAAGCAGGACAGUGUUUUCCCCAACCUGGAGGGGGCUCUGAUGUCCUCGUCCUCCCCUCUGGUGUUACCUGCUGUGUCCUGGCCUGCCUCCAAUGCAGUGAUCGGCCAGCUGCAGGACCAAUUAGAAACCUCCCCUCUGUACAUGGACCCAGAGACACUAAGCCAGCUGAGACUCAACGCCUCCUCAGCCGCCCUGCUGGUGUUCAGGCUGCCGUACGGCAUCGGAGCCGAUCUGAUGUCUGCAAAAGAGAUUCUCAGUGGAAACGAUGAGGUGAUUGGUCAGGUUUUGAGCACCAUGAAGACUCAGUCUGUCCCCUACACUGCCAUUUACACAGCCCUGCGGCCCUCCAGGGAGGCGGCGUCUCUCUCUAUGGAAGCAGGCCUGGGUGGAGGUCGAUCUCUCCUGCAGGCCAGAGGUGGAUACAGGGAGAGAGAGAGAGAAAGGGAGAGGCAGCGUAAGACCAAGGAGAAAGCCGGGAUCUACAGUCCAGUGGAGUUCAAGGAGGGUGAAGACACCUGCAUCCUCCUGUGGGCAAAAGGCCUGUCAGUGAGCAUGCUCCGGAGCGGCCGCUGGGAAGACCAUGACCUGACACCAUCUACCUUCGGGGAGGGUGUCAGCCCGAAGCUGCACGGCUCAACCUGUGACAAAACCAAAGCGAGGUUGGUUCUUAAUUAUGAGUAUGUCCUCAGCCACCGCAACUUCAAACUGAUCUUUGUCAUGAGUCAGCGUCACUACCAGGUGUCUGCACGCCGCUGGUUCACACUAGAUGCCGUGGAGCUCGAGUACGACGGGAUCAAAGCCACAUUUAACGGCAGCAGAAACAUUUACGCCCCCGCCGAGUACUCGUACCGCUGUGACUCCAUCACCAACUUCCGCUGGCCUCUGCUCAUCCCGCGCUCAUCUAAAGAUCCAGCCAAUCAGUGGAGGGUCUCUUUUGAAGACUUUCAGAUCCAGGGCUUUAACGUGACCGGCAGCGAGUUCUCGUAUGCCAGCGACUGUGCAGGCUUCUUCUCGCCUGGUAUCUGGAUGGGUCUGAUGACCAGUCUUCUCAUGGUUCUCGUGCUCACCUACGGUCUGCAUAUGAUCAUGCAGCUGCGCACAAUGGAUCGCUUUGAUGACCCCAAGGGCCCGGCUAUCUCCGUGCCCCAAACGGAGUAACAGCUGGCUUUACUUUCCACCUUUCAUCCUUUUCUGUCCUUCUCUUACUGCGAUGCUUCCUCUCCCACGCUUUACAUUCCACCCCCUGUUCAUCUGUAGUUGGGCAUUAAACAGAAUAAUUAGUAGUGUUAUCAUAACAAGUCAUCACUGCAAUGAUCAUUACAUUUGGAUCCUGAGACUGAAGAAUCUAGUUUUCAGACCUCUUCGGAUUAGCGUUUCAGUUGAGUCACACUUAUCAGCAUCCGUUACACACAAGGUGUUUCAACCACACGUGAAGCUGUUCACGGAUUUCCAGAAUCCUUCGUUGGUUGGAGAGUAACAAAGUCAAAUGUUAACUGUGUGAUGUAGCAGCACUAACACACUGCGCUACCACAUAAAGAACAGUGUUAGUGCAGUUACAGAUCAAUCUGCUGCUCCACGCGGGACUCAAAUUGUGAUUCCCAGUCAGGGUGUAAAGGGCACCUUGAAAAAAAUCUUUUAUUGUGCAGCAAACUGAAUGUUUUCAUCCAGAUGUUCAGAAGAGUCUCUGGGAUUCUGGAAAUAACCUUCAGAACAACAUGUGUAGUUAAACCGCCUUGUGAGGUUUCUCACGCAUCAACAGAUGUAAUGCUAAUACACGAGAGACAAAAUACAUUUUCCCCCAUGAAAGGGACACAAAUAACUUCUGAAAAAUGAAUUAUGAAAUGCUAUUUAUUGUGUUUAUACUUGUGUUUGUGAGUAGACAAGUGAAAUGUAGUUGUUGAAUGAAGGGAUCACAUUUUCUGUGCGGACAAUAGAUGAAUUCUGUCCAUUAUAUUUACUGUUAUCUUCAGUAUGGAUGAACGAGCUGAUGAUUCAGAUCAUCUCAAUGCAAAACAUAAACGGACCAUUAAUGAACAGCAUUAAACGUCAGGCAGUUUGUGAAUACUCUUCAUGGCUGUCCAAAUGUGAGCUUGUUUUCUGUCACAUUAACAUGAACACUGUAUUUAUUUGUCAGCUGAUGUGCACUGAUCUCAAUGUGAAAUUAUUAUUUUCCUGUUUGUUAAUUUAUUUUGUUGUUGUUGAAUGAAUAUCAAUGAUGUGAGGUCCUGAAUAUGGUCCUGUGUCGUGCUGCUGAUAUGACCCCAAUAAAACAUCUGUGAAAGUU